AUGGCGGUGGCUGCAGGUGGCGUCUGUCCCGAUGCUCAACAGGUUCUGGAUGUUCACAACUACUACCGUAGCCUUCACCAGGUCCCUCCCCUGCGAUGGGACGCCAAUUUGGCCAAAAGCGCCCAGGCCUGGGCUGAUGUGAUCGGGCCCCGCUGCUCACACGAACACUCCCCGGAUACCAAAAUCGGCGAGAACAUAGCCUUAUUCGAAUCGCAACCCAGCCCCGACUUCAAGUGCGCGCUGGCAGUUGGUGCUUGGUACGGCGAGAUUCAAUAUUACAACUUUAAUACUUCGCAACCAGCCGACGUUAAUGUUCCUCUAGGGCUUGGUCACUUCACUCAGGUGGUCUGGCGCUCAACAUCAAUUGUCGGCUGCGGACUGGCUACAGGGAAUAGAAUCCAAUACCAGGGUGGCUUUAGAUUUAACAUUGGCUGCCUCUCAGUUGUGUGCCGUUACAUGGAUGCGGGCAACGUUGUGAGCAAUGCACAGUAUCUGUACAACGGUGAGUCCCCGGCAUGGGGCAGAUGA
Volvox carteri f. nagariensis is the source of this 528-nucleotide messenger RNA. RefSeq lists its product as uncharacterized. Gene Ontology annotation, cellular component: extracellular region. Bases 1 to 528 code for a protein of 175 amino acids. Lineage: Eukaryota; Viridiplantae; Chlorophyta; Chlorophyceae; Chlamydomonadales; Volvocaceae. The transcript has a single exon. The record is from RefSeq and is a predicted model, not a curated record.